CCGGCCCAGGACAGCGCCGGGAGCUCAGGUCGGACGUGGUGGGCUGCAGAUUCCUGCCGCCGCCGCCGCCGCCCGGGAGGGGAGCGAGCCCCGGGCCACCGCCGCCCCCAGCAUGGGGCUCCCCGCGCUGCUGCUCCUUCGCUGCCUGCUGCUGGGCUCGGCGGCGGCGCUGCCCCGGCGGGAGCUGCUCCCCUACGGGGCGCCCCGGGGCGAUCGGCUGCUGCAGGACGGCGACGACGAGACCUCGGCCGUGGUGCCGCUCGGGAAGCCGCUGCUCUUCUACGAGACGCGCUUCAGCCACCUCUAUGUAGGGACCAAUGGGAUCAUCUCCACCCAGGAUUUCCCCAGAGAGACCCAGUACGUGGACGACGACUUCCCCACCGACUUCCCAGCCAUCGCCCCCUUCUUGUCCGAUAUUGACACCAGUGGCGGGAGGGGGAAGAUCUAUUACCGGGAGGAUCAGUCCACCGAGGUACUGGGCCAGGCCGCUCGCCUUAUCCGUGCUGGAUUUCCUAGUGCAGCCGCCACUGCCUUCACGCCCAUCCAUGCCUUCAUCGCCACCUGGGAGAACGUGGGUGCCUAUGAGGAAGUCUCUCGAAACUCGGAGCCCUCUAAGAAGCUGAACACCUUCCAGGCAGUCUUAGCCUAUGAUGACUCCGACACCUACGCCCUUUUCCUUUAUCCCGAUGACGGCCUUCAGUUCUUUGGGACUCGGCCCAAGGAGUCUUACAACGUCCAACUGGAGCUGCCAGCCAGAGUGGGUUUCAGCAGAGGCGAAACUGAUUACCUGAAGAGAGAAGGGCCGUAUUACACUGUCACCAGCAGCGAGCAGUCUGUGAAAAAUCUCUACCAAACAAGCAACUCAGGGAUUCCUGGCGUGUGGGCCUUCCACAUUGGCAGCACCUCCCCGCUGGACAACGUCAUGCCAGCUCAAGUUGGCGAAAAGCCUUCCGUGGGGCAUUCCCGGCAACCUCUGGAGAGCAUGCUCAGCAGUGCCACCUUGGAGCAGAACGUCCUGGAGGCUGACUAUCCUGAGGAGGACACAGACUACGCCGAGCCCUUCUACGACGAGAACGAAGAAGACGACGUUGAGUACCCGACCGAGCUGGUGCCUGAUGUUUACACGAGACUUGAUUUGUACAGCGAGCCAAGACGCUCCGGGGCCAGGCUGGGUUCGGAGCUGGAAUCCACGUUGCCGUAUCCGGCGUCCAGCCGUCACCCGGCCUCUCCUGAAAUGCAUGGGACGAAGGAAGGGCCAUCCCAGGCGCCUCCUGCAUUGGAAGAUGAAGUGGAGUCCUCCCAAGAAACAGGAAUCCGAAACCCGUCCUCACUAGAGACCAAGGACAGCCUGCUGGAGCUAACGACCCAGGGGCUGCCAGCAAACACUGAGCAGGACAAUGUCCAGCCCUACCCAGACAGUGGCACUGUACUGUCCGAGACAGACAUCUUUCCAGUCUACCCACAGGGGGAGGUCAUGCAUCAGGGCUACCCAGAGAACUCCCCUCCCUUUAAUCGUGGGAGGCAGGUAGUUGGUGUGGACGAAGACGGCAGCUUUAACCAGGAGGGGUUCACGUACAAUACCGCCAGCAAGGAAACCUGCGAAUGGAACCACCACCAGUGCUCCCAGCAUGCUUUCUGCACCGACUAUGCCACCGGCUUCUGCUGCCACUGCCAGUCCAAGUUCUAUGGGAACGGCAGACACUGCUUGCCAGAAGGGGCUGCUCACCGUCUCAACGGUAAAGUCAGUGGGAAUCUCCUGGUGGGACAAACGCCUGUACGUUUUAGUGCCGUUGACUUGCAUGCCUACAUCGUUGGAAACGAUGGGAGAGCCUACACGGCCAUUAGCCAUGUCCCUCCGCCGGCAGCUCGGGCGCUCAUGCCGCUGACUCCCAUCGGAGGUCUCUUCGGGUGGCUUUUCGCUCUGGAAAAACCAGGCUACGAGAACGGCUUUAGCGUCACUGGUGCUAAAUUCACCCACAGUUUGGACGUCACCUUCUACCCAGGAGAGGAGAGAGUCCAUAUCACUCAAACAGCUGAUGGCCUGGGGCCAGAAAAUUACCUAAGCAUUAAGACACAUAUUCAGGGCCAGUUGCCUUUUAUUCCAGAGAACUUUACUGUCCACAUUGCACCGUACAAGGAACUUUACCACUACUCUCACUCAGCCGUGACUUCCACAGCUUACCGGCAGUAUUUCCUCACCUUUGGGAGUAUCAACCAGACCUUUGCCUACCAACUGCACCAGAACAUCACCUUCCACGACUGCCCGCCCGCCCGCCACCACAGGGACGUUCCUGCCGUCCAGCAGCUGAGCGUGGAUCGGAUCUUCGCUUUGUACAACGACGAGGAACGGGUCCUGCGCUACGCCAUCACCAACCAGAUUGGUUCCAGAGAAGGUGGCCCCGACUUGAGCACAGCGAACCCCUGUUACGACGGCACCCAUGCGUGUGACACGACAGCGCGGUGCCAGCCAGGCACCGGUCUGGAUUACACCUGUGAGUGCACGGCCGGCUAUCGGGGAGACGGCAGAGACUGCGUGGACGUCGACGAGUGUGCGGAGAGCCUCAGCAGAUGCGGCCACCGCUCCGUGUGCAUCAACUCUCCGGGCAGCUACAGGUGCGAGUGCCCCAGUGGGUACCAGCUGGCAGUCGACAGGCCUGUGUGUGUGCCAAUCCCCCCACCGUCCAACCCCUGCGAAGACGGCAGCCACACCUGUGCUUCGGCAGACCGCGCCCGCUGCGUUCACCAUGGAGGUGGCUCGUUCAGCUGCGUGUGCCUCGCGGGUUAUACGGGCAACGGGCAUAAUUGCUCUGAUGUGGAUGAAUGCGCCGAAGGCAGAUGUCACCAAGCCGCCGCGUGCUACAACACGCCCGGCUCCUUUUCGUGCCGCUGUAAACCAGGCUACCAAGGGGAUGGCUUCCACUGCACACCUGAGCCCACCCAGAGACCGCAGACCAUGUGUGAACGCUGGCGGCAAAGCCUCCUGGAGCACUACGGUGGCAGGCCACGCGAAGACCAGUACGUACCCCAGUGUGAUGCUCUGGGCAACUUUAACCCACUGCAGUGCCAUGGCAACAGUGGCUAUUGUUGGUGCGUGGAUGAAAGUGGCAGAGAGGUUCAAGGAACGAGAUCGGAACCUGGCGUCCCCCCGCCGUGUCUCCCCAGCCUUGCUCCUCCCACUGUCCAGCCCUCUCCGCGUCCUGAUGUGACUCCGCCGGCUGCGGGCACCUUCCUGCUGUAUGCUCAGGGACAGCAAAUAGGCUAUUUACCGCUGAACGGCACAAGGCUUCAGAAAGAGAUGGCAAAGACCCUGCUCUCACUGCAUGGUUCCAUAGUGGUUGGACUAGAUUAUGAUUGUCGGGAAAAAAUGGUCUAUUGGACAGACGUUGCUGGUCGGACAGUUAACCGAGCAAGUUUAGAACCAGGGGCUGAACCUGAAACCAUUAUUAACUCAGGCCUGAUGAGUCCCGAAGGACUCACCAUCGACCACUUCCGCAGAACCAUGUUUUGGACAGAUAGCGGCCUGGACAAAAUUGAGCGUGCAAGAUUGGAUGGUUCAGAGCGGCGAGUUCUGUUUGAUACAGACCUUGUGAAUCCUCGUGCAAUUGCUGUGGACGCAAUUAGAGGCAACCUUUACUGGACUGACUGGAACCGUGAAGCACCUAAAAUUGAAACCUCAACCGUAGAUGGAGCUAACAGAAGGAUUCUGGUGAAUAAAGACAUCGGCUUACCAAAUGGCUUGACGUUUGACCCUUUCUCCAAACUGAUUUGCUGGGCAGACGCAGGUACCAAGAAGCUGGAGUGCACGUUACCAGAUGGAACAGGAAGGCGUGUCAUUCAGAAUAACCUCAACUACCCCUUCAGCAUUGUUAGUUAUGCCAAUCACUUUUAUCACACUGACUGGAGAAGGGAUGGUGUUAUAGCUGUGAAUAAAGACAAUGGCUUCCUUACGGAUGAGUAUCUUCCAGAGCAGAGAUCACAUCUCUAUGGAAUAACUGCAGUUUACCCAUACUGCCCAGGAGCAAGAAAAUAAUCAGCUACUUCACAUAAAAGAAGUUCAAUCUUUACACCUGGAGGAAGAAUUCCAGACCCAGAAAAUGAUCACCACAUACAGUUGAGGGGAAGAAAGUCUGCAAAAAGAGGCCAUUGAUAUUUACUAAAGAUAACGAAGUGAUCUAUUUUAGUGCAAAAGAUUAUCAAGUAUUUAAGUUAUACCUCAAUCUUUACUACUGUAUUUUUUUAAAAAGACAUUUUGAUAUAUUGCAAGAAAAUAUAAUGGCUCUGGGAAUACUAUGCCAUUCCUCUAAUUUUUGCUUAUGUAAGCAAUUUUUAAAAAAAGUCUUAAUGUAACUUUCUUAAACCAUUGUUUUAUUUUAUGGGAAGGAAUUAAAAACACAAAUCGACAAUCUGACCAAUAGGUUCUUUUUAGCUAAAAAGUUAAAUGUGUAUGGAAAGAUUUUAAUGCAAUGUCUUACUGGAGUCAAUUAAUCUACAGCCCUGAUUUUGAGUAUUUAGGAAAUUAUGCCAAACUGUCAUGGGAAAUGGCAAAUGCAUUAAAGAUUUUCCAACAUACAGUUCUAGAUAUAUCUUUCCCUCUGCCUCAAUGCAUGUCUUUUAGUAUUUAUAUUAGAAUAUGCUAACUUGAUGGUCCUUAAGUGCCUCCAGAGACCUACCCAUUACUGACCAAUACAUGUUCGUAAAUACCUGUUAAACUGUAAUGUCUCACUUUUUCUAGGUUACUUCAGUAAUAAAUAAAGGGUUUGUUUUGAAUUUUC
Messenger RNA from Chrysemys picta bellii (western painted turtle), 4772 nucleotides. Lineage: Eukaryota; Metazoa; Chordata; Testudines; Emydidae. The record is from RefSeq and is a predicted model, not a curated record.